AUGAAUACGAAAAUUCUAACUAUCAUUUCAAUUCUUCUUCUCUUCGUCAUGAACGUCAAUUCUCAAGAUGGAUCUCGUUCCAAUGUUGAACAACAUCAAAGUUACGGACAGACCAGAGAUGCCAAUCAACGAGCUAAUGUCGAUCCAAUUCAUAAUUAUAAGGCCAAGAAGAUAGAUUUGAAACCUAAGAAGUCUCCUUGGUUUGUGGAAAAGGAUUUGUCAAAAUAA
Molecule: messenger RNA, 228 nt
Organism: Auanema sp. JU1783
Lineage: Eukaryota; Metazoa; Nematoda; Chromadorea; Rhabditida; Rhabditidae
Source: the annotation of a GenBank genome assembly